CAAAGAUCGUCAUCGUCCUCCGGCAUAGAAAGAGAUACAGGGUAGCAAGCUGCAUCUUCACGGAGUUUUAGCCUGAAAAUGCCGAAGAAGAACAAAUCGAAGAAGUCCAAAUCUUCAGCCGAGGAGAAGCCUGCUGUAGAGAAGGAGAAGACGCAGAUCUUGCCAUCUUCCGCAUCGAAAAAGCUAAAAUCCGGCAGCGAAAUCGAAGAAAUCUUCGCCGGAAAGAAGAGAAAGAAGCCGGAAAAAGCUUCCGAUGAGGGAGACGCGCAUUCCAUGCCGAAGAAGACUCCGGUGAAGGAAAAGGACAACAAAGUCCGCAAAGAAAACGAGUCGGCGUCCGGGUCAAGGCCAAGGAAGAAGACCGGCGAUGGGUUCACUGUUUAUACGGAAGAGGAAUUGGGUAUCAAUAAAGCCGAUGCCGGAGGUACUCGUCUCUGUCCUUUUGACUGUGACUGUUGUUUUUGAGGUAUUCUAUGGAAAAAAUUGAAUGGCAAAAAAGAAAAAAACAGGAAAUGUUUCAUUUGUAUUGACGGAAAUUUUAAGAAUUAUCCUAGUGAAUUUUCAGACUCCAUUUUGCAGUUCUAUUGAUUUCAAUUAAUGGUUGUAUAAAUCAAAGAACAAAAAAAUGUAUGAAAUUUUAAGAAAAAAACCCCUUUUUU
This is a messenger RNA of Cuscuta campestris, 659 nucleotides long. The record is from the annotation of a GenBank genome assembly. NCBI's taxonomy places the organism in Eukaryota, Viridiplantae, Streptophyta, Magnoliopsida, Solanales, Convolvulaceae.